Messenger RNA from Schizosaccharomyces cryophilus OY26, 1944 nucleotides. Its product is annotated as fungal Zn(2)-Cys(6) binuclear cluster domain-containing protein. The coding region runs from base 148 to 1854 and encodes 568 amino acids. Gene Ontology annotation, molecular function: DNA-binding transcription factor activity, RNA polymerase II-specific; zinc ion binding. Gene Ontology annotation, biological process: regulation of DNA-templated transcription. NCBI's taxonomy places the organism in Eukaryota, Fungi, Ascomycota, Schizosaccharomycetes, Schizosaccharomycetales, Schizosaccharomycetaceae. The transcript has 2 exons. The record is from RefSeq and is a predicted model, not a curated record.
CUCCAAAACCAAGCCAGAAAAGCAGGUUUGGAUUCAAAGAUUUAAUUGCGCAUUCAUUCUUUUAAAACGAUGAAGGAAAAAUUAGUUUUUCGAAAAGUAAAAAAACGAGUUUAAAUAUAAAAAUCACAUAAAUAGAAUAAAAAAGCAAUGAAAAUGCCUGUUUCAAGUACGCCAAAACAGCGUAAAAGAACCCCUAAAUCAUGCCUCAAUUGUCGACGAAGAAAAUUGAAAUGCGACCGUCAGCACCCGUGUUCUCGCUGUAAGGAACGAUAUGAGCGAUGUCUAUAUGCAGAGGGACCGGAAAAUGAGGAUGCUUCGCCAGAAGCAAAUGACCAAUUGCGACGUACAAAUUCACGGGAAGCUGUCAAUUCAGCAGCAAGUUCUGGGAAAAAGCCUUCACGAACAAUUGAAACAGAACAAAAAAGGUUUGAAUUUUAUGGUUGGAGAACCUUUCUAGAACUUGUACGCAGCAAGAAACCUGACGACAGAAGCAGUUUUCAUUUUCGUUGCUUAGAGCGCAAUAAUACAAGAAUGUCUGUACCUCUUCAUGAAGAAAUGUAUGCUCUAUUUCCUCCAUAUUGUAUAUCAAAGUCUUUGGUGGAACAUUUCUUGGAUACAACGAACGAAUUAUUUCCAAUCUUUUAUCGACCUGAAAUAGGCAAAUACUUAAUGUUAAUGCAAACUUCUGGGUUGCGUUCAAUCCCUUCUGAUGGUAUUUUUCUUUUACUGUGUAUAAUUGGCCAUGCGCUUGAGAUGAUUAAUUUACCAUUGGAAGUAAAAAACUAUUUUGCUACUAAUGAUUGCAGUCCUGCUGAUUUAUCUAAACUGAUUUUUGAAAAAUUGGAUGAAUUUUUUAACAACUUUCAAUACUCUGAGAACACUGGAAACGUUACAAGAAUUCAGUACUUCAUUGCUCAGGCACUUUAUAAUACGAAAAAGCAGUUGCGUGGGUGCAACGUAGCUUUGUGUCGUUCUGUUCACCUAUCAAUUCACGUAAGUCCUAUAUACCAAUUAGAUAAUGUUACCAAUGACCUGAAUACGGAUUUGUGGCUUACGAUUUGUGAGAUUGAUGCUAUGGAGCAUAUCUUUAAAAGCCGAAACUGUUGGGUUCAACGAGAUGUCUUUGGAAGGCUACAACCUGCAAGAAACUUAUUUUCAGAUGAGAAAACAUUUCAGUAUCAUUCAUUACUUGGAAAGUUAUUAAAUUGCGGACUUGACGUACAAAAAGCGGUGCAUACCUUAACAGUCCAAGAAUACCUGAGAAAACUGGACGAAUUUGACGUCGGAUUAUCUCUCAUCUUAACUUCCAUCGAAUCCUUGUUUUUUGGAGUCUCAGACUUAUCGAAUAUAUUUCGAUAUGACUUUUUACGUUUAAUCUUUUGGAUCAUACGAAAAAAUUUAUAUCAAUGCUUUCUUACUGUUGAACAGGAGAAAUUACCAGAACCCCACCAAAUAUUUGAGAAACUGGCUAUUGCUUGCAUUCAGGCAUGCCGUAUCACCACAAGCUCAUAUGAGAACUUUAUUCGUUUCGAUCUCCUUGGAAUAGCGACCUUGGAAUCCAUUACUUGCUUACUUAUUUUACCUUUUUGUCAAGAGCGUGGCUUUCAAUUACCAAAUGAUUGUACCGAGAUGGUUUACACUAUAAAAAAUCUAAAUUCAAUCAUAGUUAAUGAAGACCCAGUUCGGGAAGGUAUUGAAUAUAUGUUAGACUUUAUUCUUUCGGCGCUCGAAUCGAACUCAUCAAAUCCUUCAGAGUCGGAGUCUGACUAUUUCAUCGAUGAUCCCUUAAAAGUCUUUUCAGAUAUGUUCAAUAUUCCGCCUAGCUUCUUUCUUCCUCAUGGUGCCCCUUAUUAAAAUCAUUUUAUUUUGAGUAAUAAUAGUCUAGUUAAUUAUAGAUCUACCAUAUGUAAAUAAAUAUUGUAUAUUGUAUAUUGUUCAUAUAUG